UAUAGCUCAGUGGACUAGACAGGGCUGCUAACUUUUCACCCGUGGAGAGAGUGUUGCAGCUGGAGUUUAGUAACGAGCUGUCAAAAUAUUCAUUCAUAAACUACACGGUUAACAGGCUUACAUUGCGUUCUGCUUUCUCCUGGCGUAUAAUGGAGCGGAUGAGGGGUGGGCGUCACACCCAGUUGGGCGUGGCAUGAGACGGGGACACAUCCGGGUGUCACAGCUACCAUCCUGCAACCCCCUCCACCCCACCCCAACCCCAUCAACAUGGCCUCCAGCUACCUGCACCCCUUCGAGGGCACAGGGGAGGUGAAGGAGGGCUUCCUGUGCCCGCUUUGCCUGAAGGACCUGCAGUCAUUCUACCAGCUCCAGGAGCACUAUGAGGAGGAACACUCCGGGGACGACAGACAUGUCAGGGGACAGCUCAAGAGUCUAGUCCAAAAGGCUAUGAAAGCCAAAGACAAGCUGCUGAAGAGGGAUGGAGAGGACAAGUCAGAGACAGGCAGCUAUGAGUCCUUCUACUAUGGCGGAGUGGACCCCUACAUGUGGGAGCCUCAGGAGCUGGGUGCCACCAGAAGUCAUCUGGACUUCUUCAAGAAGCACAGAGCUGCCAGGAUCGACCACUACGUCAUUGAGGUCAACAAGCUCAUUAUCAGGCUGGAGAAACUGACAUCCUUUGACAGGUUAAACAUAGAUGCAGGCAAGAUUAGAGCGAUUGAGAAGUCUGUUGUGUCGUGGGUGAGCGACUCUGAUGUCCCGUUCUGUCCCGACUGCGGGAACAAGUUCAACCUCCGGAACAGGCGACACCACUGCCGUCUCUGUGGCUCCAUCAUGUGUAAGAAGUGCAUGGAGUUUGUGCCCCUGCCUUUGGCUUACAAGCUGACCAGUGGGACACGGGAGGCCCUGAGUGUUCCAGGCAGCCCGGGCCAGUCCCAGUCCCCUCCAACAGGGGGUGGCGGGGGCAGCGUCAGCGGGAUGGGCUCCAGGAGGGGCAGCAUCAGCAGCCUGAGCAGUGUCACUUCCAUGCUGGAAGAGAAGGACGAUGAGAGGAUCCGCUGCUGCUGCCACUGCAUGGACACUCUGAUGAGGAGACAGCAGAAACUGAAGGAGAAGGACCACGUGCCUGACAUUGUCAAGCUCUACGAGAGGCUGAGGCUGUGCAUGGAUAAGGUGGACGAGAGGGCUCCAGAGUACAUCAGAAUGGCUGAGUCUCUUAAUGCUGGAGAGACCACCUAUAACCUGGACACGGCUGGUGGACUGAGAAUGGAAGUCCAGAAAUACUACGAACUGAUCGAUGCACUGAGUAAGAGGAUCUUAACACUGGGAAUGAAGGAGGAGCCACAGCCCCAUCCAAAGAAUCUCCAGCUGCAGAGGAUGGUCAGAUACACAGCCACACUGUUCGUCCAGGAGAAGUUGCUGGGUCUGAUGUCUCUGCCCACUAAGGACAAGUAUGAGGAGCUGAAGGAGAAGAGGAAGCAGGAGCAGGAGAAGAGGCUCGCCCAGGAGAGACUGGAGGCCCAGAAGAGAAGGCAGGAAUCGGAGAAGAACCGCCCGGCCGCCAGCACAAACGGGGAGCCUUCCCAGGCCCCCAGAGCCGCCCGCAUGACCAAAGCUGGGGGCUGGCUGCCCUCCUCAGACACCCUCCACACCCGCAGAGAGCUGGAGGACCCCAUGCUGCAGCAGAUAGACAAUAUCCAGUCGUUCCUGCGGCAGGCCAAGGCCGCCCAGAGGCAUGACGAGGUGGCCAUGCUGGAGGACAACCUCAGGCAGCUGCAGGAUGAGUACGACCAGCAGCAGACCCACCUGGCCAUCGCUCUGUCCCAGGAGGAGAGCCUACAACAGGAGGAGCUGCAGCGCCUGGAGGACAGGGAGAGGGGGAAGAUAAAGCACAGGGCUCAGAGCGAAGCCCCAGGAUCCACCCAGGCCACAUACACCUGGCAGGGCUCACUGAACUUAACUGAUACAGGGAGCCUCCAUAGGGAGGGAGAGGACGAGGAUGAAGAGUUGACCCCUAAAGCAGAGAGGAGCCCCCUGUCCAUGAGGGCCUUCCCUGCCCUAACGGACCAGGUUGAGGAGUCGCCCCCGCGGCUGAGGAGGCUGGGGGAAGAUGUAGAGGGACAGAACAGCGCCUCCCUCAACCCCUUUGAGGAGGAAGACUCCACCCCUGUGGAGGAGGAUCCGUCCAACCCGUUCUCCGAAGAGAUCCAGGCGGAGCACAAGGAGGUGGCUAAUGGGAAGAAGGAGUACAACCCGUUUGAGGAGGAAGUGGAGGGCGGGGAGCAAGGGCAGGCUGAGGGCGCCACAGGCAACCCUUUCGAAGAGGAGGAGAACGAUGAAGGUAACACUUUUAAAGAGGCUUCUGGGAGUACCCCGCCGGGAGCCUCGACCAAUCCCUUCGAGGGGGAGGAUGAGGUGGCGAUGCCAGAUGUUGACCUGAUCGAGGAGGAGUUGCUGCUGCAGCAGAUUGAUAACAUUCGGGCGUACAUCUUCGAUGCCAAGCUCAACGGGAGGCUGGACGAGGUAGAGCUCCUGUCAGAGAACCUGAGAGAGCUGCAGCGCACCCUGCAGGAACAGAAGAGUAAGACACACUGACAGAGACACCACCUCCUCCCAUUCUCCAUGCCAUCACCUGAUACUUACAACAGGGCUUCCCACCCAGGGCUAGAAGGCCAGUCCUGAGACUCUACAGUAGUUCCCUUUAAAGCUGGGAUCUGCAAAAGGUGAAAGAGUGCCACUGGUCGCCCCAGGUGCAUUUGUUAUUGUUUUUGUUUUUCAAAUGUAGGAGAUGAGCAUCCAUCAUCAUGAUAAAAACAAUUUGAAGUACAUACUCUGCUGUUAUAUCCAGAGGAGGCUGGUGGGAGUAGCUAUAGGAGGAUGGGCUCAUUGGAAUGGAAUGAUUUAGAACGGAGUCAA
Coregonus clupeaformis (lake whitefish) is the source of this 2913-nucleotide messenger RNA. Its product is annotated as rabenosyn-5. The record is from RefSeq and is a predicted model, not a curated record. NCBI's taxonomy places the organism in Eukaryota, Metazoa, Chordata, Actinopteri, Salmoniformes, Salmonidae. Gene Ontology annotation, molecular function: metal ion binding. Bases 268 to 2592 code for a protein of 774 amino acids. The transcript is spliced from 13 exons.